Messenger RNA from Necator americanus (New World hookworm), 633 nucleotides. RefSeq lists its product as uncharacterized. NCBI's taxonomy places the organism in Eukaryota, Metazoa, Nematoda, Chromadorea, Rhabditida, Ancylostomatidae. The record is from RefSeq and is a predicted model, not a curated record. The coding region runs from base 1 to 633 and encodes 210 amino acids. The transcript has 7 exons.
AUGGAGACGUACUUUCUCCGUGGAUCGUCGUCGAUCCAGGCAGCGCCAUCUUCUGUACUUAAGGAGCGACUAUUCGCUCGUAGAUCCAAUCCCAACCGGUGUCGCUCUUUCCUUAAGAUGCGUAUCUUAUUGUGUACAGUAUGCGCCAUACUACCGUUUCUCGCCCAAAUAUCAGCAGAUGAGGAAGGAGUAGUUAAGGCAGAGCUGAACGAUGAGUCGAAACAAAUCCUGAAAAAGGUGACAGAGCUUCGAGAGCAGGGAAAGAAAGAGCUUGAAAAAAUUUCGGAGAAGGAAGAACGGGACUUGGUCGAAACGAUGGCGAUCGAGGCCGAAGUGAAGGAUCUCAAAGCGGCAACUGUGGCUCGACCGAAACGUGAUACCCCACCGACAUUGGACCUCUUCUCCCUACUUAAACCUAAAACAUCAGACAGUGAGACGAACAAGGCUCGUCAAGCCCGACAAGCACUCGCCAAAGCACGUCGCGCGCGACGCAAUAAGCAGCGUCGCGCGGCGGCCGCCGCUCGACGUAAGGCGAAAGCGCGACAACAUCGUGCGGCCGUACGUGCGAGAAUCACAGCGUCACGGAAGCGAGCCGCAGACGCGAAGCGUGAGGACCAACUCAAGAAGGAAUGA